AUGUCCAGCAGCGCUCUCGAGAGCCUCAAGUAUCGCGACGUGCUUGCCAUUGUCAAGGGCGCUCGCAAUGGCGCCGUCUACGGAGCCAAAGUGCGCAUGAUGCUCCUAUUUCGAUCUGGGACUCUCCGGGAAAAAGCGAAACGUCCAUACGACAGUUUCUUUGCCGGUCUCCUCGGCGGCUACGUCGUCUUCGGUCAACGAUCGCGAAAGGGCAAGAUCUCGAGCGUCAACCAGCAAAUCGUCAUCUACGUCUUUGCGCGCGUGGUGCUGGCACUAGCGCGCCUGGCCGUCAAGCCCGGUUAUGGAUUGCCGGGCGUGUCCGAGCCCAACAACAGCACCGCCAUUAGUCAUUACGCUUGGCCCGUCUUUGCCGCGGUGUCGUGGGCGAGCGUCAUGCAUCUGUUCAGGUGGCACGAUGCUGAGCUGCAGCCUAGUUUGCGCGGCAGUAUGGUGUACAUUUACAGAGACGCGGAUACGUGGGAUGGGUUGCGCAAUUUCUUGUGGCAUAACAAAUGA
Sordaria macrospora k-hell is the source of this 516-nucleotide messenger RNA. NCBI's taxonomy places the organism in Eukaryota, Fungi, Ascomycota, Sordariomycetes, Sordariales, Sordariaceae. The record is from RefSeq and is a predicted model, not a curated record.